UGUGUACAACACAACAACUUUGACAAACCAUCUUCCUCAUUUCUUUUUAAACCCCUCCCUCCCACCUUGUAAUAAUAACAUAAUAAUCUCAACAAACAUUGAACCAAAAACUAUACACACUUCAUCCCUUUUCUCUCUCCUCUCUCUCUCUCUCUAACAAAAUGGUUUCUCGUCGGAAUUUCGAGCCGAUAACGAAAUGCAGCACUAAAGACCGGUCCAACCAAACGGUGGCAGCUGACCUAGACGGAACACUCUUGAUCUCCACAAGUGCAUUUCCGUACUUCAUGCUCGUCGCUCUAGAAGCCGGCUCCCUUAUUAGGGCAUUCCUUCUCCUGACAGCUGUCCCCUUCGUCUACUUUGUCUACUUGUUCGUCUCCGAAUCCUUCGCAAUCCAAACCCUAAUUUACAUUUCCUUCUCGGGUCUCAAAAUACGUGACAUCGAGCUCGUCGCACGGUCUGUUUUGCCAAAGUUCUAUGCGGAGGAUGUGCGGCCAGAGACAUGGAAAGUGUUCGAUUCGUUCGGUAAGAGAUGUAUAGUGACUGCGAAUCCUAGGAUCAUGGUGGAGCAUUUUGUUAAGAAUUAUUUGGGUGCGGACAAGGUACUCGGUACGGAAUUGGAGGUGACGAAAAACGGGCUGGCCACCGGGUUUGUGACGAAACCGGGUGUUCUUGUUGGUGAUCUUAAGAGAAUGGCGGUUGUCAAGGAAUUCGGGCCAAACGUGCCCGAUUUGGGGCUUGGUGAUAGAGAGACCGAUCACGAUUUCAUGUCCAUAUGCAAGGAGGGAUACAUGGUGCCAAGAACAAGAACAGAGGCAUUGCCGAGAUCGAAACUUCUAUCGCCGGUCAUUUUCCACGAGGGUCGUUUAGUGCAAAGGCCGACGCCGUUAGUGGCACUACUCACGUUCCUAUGGAUGCCGAUCGGGGUUGUUUUAGCCCUAAUUAGGGUUUACGCCAACAUCCCUCUACCCGAACGAAUCGUACGUUACAACUACAUGAUACUCGGGAUCAAACUCAUCGUCAAGGGAACUCCACCGCCGCCGCCGCGGCCGGGCCGCGGCGGCGUCCUCUUCGUCUGCAACCACCGCACCAUCCUCGACCCCGUCGUGACCGCGGUGGCGCUCGGACGGAAGAUCAGCUGCGUCACCUACAGCAUAAGCAAGUUCUCGGAGCUGAUCUCCCCGAUCAAAGCGGUGGCGCUGUCGAGGGAGAGGGAGAAGGACGCGGCGAACAUACGGCGGUUGCUGGAGGAAGGUGAUCUGGUGAUAUGCCCCGAGGGGACCACAUGCAGGGAACCGUUUCUGUUGAGGUUCAGCGCGCUUUUUGCGGAGCUGAGCGAUAGAAUCGUGCCGGUUGCGAUUGACACGAAGCAAAGCGUGUUUUAUGGGACGACGGCGCGCGGGUACAAAGUACUUGACCCGUAUUUCGUCUUCAUGAACCCGAGGCCAACUUACGAGAUCACGUUUUUGAAUCAGUUGCCGCCCGAGUUGACGGUUGGUGGCGGGAAAUCGCCAAUCGAGGUUGCUAAUUAUAUACAGAAGGUUUUGGCGGGAACUUUGGGGUUUGAGUGCACUAAUUUGACUAGGAAGGACAAGUAUGUGAUGAUGGCUGGGACCGAUGGAAUUGUUCGGUCGAAGAAGUGAUAUUUUAAUUCGUGGAUUUUCAGAUGUUCGUGUUUUUUUUUUCUUUUUAAUUCAUCGAAUUCGAGGGGAAAAAAAUUGGAAGUGAAGAAGUUAAAUAGCAAGAAAUUGAAUUUGUUUGUAGGGCUUGUGAAAAUGGUGAUGCUUUGAUGCAUAAUUAAUAAUAGCCAAUAUGUAUAUUUGUUAUUCAAUUAUUGAUUAAUAGUGUUUUUGUUAUGAAAUUCUCUAAGAAUUUUCCCAUUGAAUGU
Molecule: messenger RNA, 1885 nt
Organism: Erythranthe guttata (spotted monkey flower)
Lineage: Eukaryota; Viridiplantae; Streptophyta; Magnoliopsida; Lamiales; Phrymaceae
Gene: GPAT6
Product: glycerol-3-phosphate acyltransferase 6
Biological process (GO): cutin biosynthetic process
Cellular component (GO): membrane
Molecular function (GO): glycerol-3-phosphate 2-O-acyltransferase activity; phosphatase activity
Source: RefSeq, a predicted model, not a curated record